AUGGUUUGCAUCACCAAGUGCCACGCUGACACUGUGCCAUUCUUGGGGAGCUUCCUGUUCCAGCUAAGCUUGGUUUAUGGAGGUGGAGGGGCCGUUCAGAACCUUAGUACAUAUCUUUGGCCUGAUAGGAUCCAAUGGCUACCGCUCGCCGUUGCGUUGCUUGUCAUUGGCAAGGUUAGCUCCAAGCACCUUGAACAUAAGGUAAGGUAG
Molecule: messenger RNA, 210 nt
Organism: Fusarium proliferatum ET1
Lineage: Eukaryota; Fungi; Ascomycota; Sordariomycetes; Hypocreales; Nectriaceae
Exons: 2
Coding region: 1-210 (69 amino acids)
Source: RefSeq, a predicted model, not a curated record